Condylura cristata (star-nosed mole) is the source of this 1713-nucleotide messenger RNA. RefSeq names its product oncoprotein induced transcript 3 (gene OIT3). Lineage: Eukaryota; Metazoa; Chordata; Mammalia; Eulipotyphla; Talpidae. The record is from RefSeq and is a predicted model, not a curated record. The transcript has 9 exons. The coding region runs from base 76 to 1713 and encodes 545 amino acids. Gene Ontology annotation, molecular function: calcium ion binding.
UGAAAAAGAAGAGGACAAAAGAAAACGGGUAUUAAGAAGACUUCCCAGUCUGUUCCUGGUGCCUAAUCCAGAAGGAUGCCUAAGUUCCUGCUUCUCACAUGCCUCUUCACAAUCACUCCUGUGUCACCAAUGGCUCUAGAUCCUUGUUCUGCUUACAUCAGCCUGAAUGAGCCAUGGAGGAACACUGACCACCAAUUAGAUGAAUCCAAAGGUCCUCCUCUGUGUGACAACCAUGUGGAUGGGGAAUGGUACCGCUUCACAGGCAUGGCAGGGGAUGCCAUGCCUACUUUCUGCAUACCUGAGAACCACUGUGGAACCCAUGCACCUGUCUGGCUCAAUGGAAGCCAUCCUUUAGAAGGUGACGGCAUUGUGCAACGCCAGGCCUGUGCAAGCUUCAACGGGAACUGUUGCCUCUGGAAUACCACGGUGGAGGUCAAAGCUUGCCGUGGAGGCUACUAUGUAUAUCGUCUGACCAAGCCCAGCGUCUGCUUUCAUGUCUACUGUGGCCAUUUUUAUGACAUCUGCGACGAGGACUGCCAUGGUAACUGCUUGGGUACCAAUGAGUGCACCUGCUCUCCAGGAACUGUGUUAGGCCCUGACGGGCAGACAUGCCUUGAUGAAAAUGAAUGUGAGCAAAACAAUGGUGGCUGCAGUGAGAUCUGUGUAAACCUCAAAAAUUCACAUCGCUGUGAGUGUGGAGUUGGUCGUGUACUUAGAAGUGAUGGCAAGACUUGUGAAGACAUUGAAGGAUGUCACAAUAACAAUGGUGGCUGUAGUCAUUCUUGCCUUGCAGCUGACAAGAGCUAUCAGUGUGAAUGCCCCCGGGGCUUGGUGCUGUCAGAGGAUAACCAUACUUGCCAAGUCCCUGUCUUGUGCAAGUCAGACACCAUUGAAGUAAGCAUCCCCAAGGACCUGGUCGGCGGUCUGGAGCUCUUCCUGACCAAUACCUCCUGCCGAGGAAUAUCCAAUGGCACCCAUGUCAACAUUCUCUUCUCCCUCAAGACCUGUGGCACAGUGGUUGAUGUGGUGAAUGAUAAGAUUGUGGCUAGCAACCUCGUGACAGGUCUACCCAAGCAGACCCCAGGGAGCAGUGGGGACAUCAUCAUCCGCACCAGCAAACUGCUGAUCCCAGUGACGUGUGAGUUUCCGCGCCUGUACACCAUUUCCGAAGGCUAUGUUCCGAACCUUCGAAACGCGCCACUGGAAAUCAUGAGCCGCAGUCAUGGAAUCUUCCCAUUUACUUUGGAGAUCUUCAAGGACAAUGAGUUUGAUGAGCCUUACCGGGAAGCUCUGCCCACACUCAAGCUUCGCGACUCCCUCUACUUUGGCAUUGAGCCCCUGGUGCAUGUGAAUGGCUUAGAAAGUCUGGUGGAGAGCUGCUUCGCCACUCCCACUUCCAAGAUUGACGAGAUCCUGAAGUACUACCUUAUCCGGGAUGGCUGUGUUUCAGAUGACUCAGUAAAGCAGUACACGUCGCGGGAUCAUCUAGCAAAGCACUUCCAGGUCCCAGUCUUCAAGUUUGUGGGAAAAGACCAUAAGGAAGUGUUUCUUCACUGUCGGGUCCUUGUCUGUGGGGUGCUGGAUGAGGGCUCCCGUUGUGCCCAAGGCUGCCACCAGCGAAUGCGUCGAGAGGCAGUAGAAGGAGAGAACACUGCUGGUGUACAAAGCCAGAUGCUGAUAGGUGGCCCAAUCAGCAUCGACUGGGAUGAGUAG